This is a messenger RNA of Gallus gallus (chicken), 8329 nucleotides long. It is a transcript of the gene ACACB, whose product is annotated as acetyl-CoA carboxylase beta. The transcript is spliced from 53 exons. Gene Ontology annotation, molecular function: acetyl-CoA carboxylase activity; metal ion binding; ATP binding. The record is from RefSeq and is a predicted model, not a curated record. Gene Ontology annotation, biological process: fatty acid biosynthetic process. Lineage: Eukaryota; Metazoa; Chordata; Aves; Galliformes; Phasianidae. The coding region runs from base 207 to 7379 and encodes 2390 amino acids.
GCGGCCUGAGGGAGAUCCCAGCGCAGCCUGCGGGCCUGCAGUGUGAAACCCGGCGGUGGGCAGGAGCUGCCCCCGGCCUGCAGGCCCUGUGGGGGUCACAGGCCCAACUUGGGGACAAAUUGGGCUCCAGCACGGGGCUGUGGCCCUUUGGGUUGGCUUUGGGUUCAUCUUGGGACGCCAGCGGGCUCGGAGAUGAUGGGUGGUGAAUGUUGCUGGCAGCCGUGCUCCCGAUGAUCUUUGCACUGCUCAUCUUGACCAAGAUGUCCGCCUUAAACGCCAGAAAUGAGGACGAGACCCCUGAGCAGAGCCCGGCCCCACAGCCCACCCCAGAGCUGGCAGCCUCCCCAAACCCCGCAGCCCCCAGCCCCCCAUUGCAGCCCACCUUGGGGGGGGAGCAGGAGCAGAUUGCAGUGUACAACCCCACCGCGCUCCGCCGGCCCACCCUGGCCAAGUUCGUGCUGGGCUCCUUUGAGGACAACUCCUCUGAUGAUGAGGUGGUAGCUGCAGCUUUCAGGGUGAGCAGCCGCCGCAGCAGCCUGGCCAAUGCAGGUGCUGAGCCCCCUGCCACACCUGCUCCACAGGAACCCGCUGUUGGCAUAAGGCCUAGCAUGUCUGGGCUGAACCUGACGAAGCGCGGCCGCGAGCACCGCAAGAUGGACCUGCAGAGGGACUUCACCGUCGCCUCACCUGCUGAGUUCAUCGCCCGCUUCGGGGGGACCCGCGUCAUUGAGAAGGUCCUGAUUGCCAACAAUGGCAUCGCUGCUGUUAAAUGCAUGCGCUCCAUUCGCCGCUGGGCUUAUGAGAUGUUCCGAAACGAGCGCGCCAUUCGGUUUGUGGUCAUGGUCACCCCUGAAGAUCUCAAGGCUAACGCAGAGUACAUCAGAAUGGCAGAUCACUACGUGCCCGUCCCCGGAGGGGCCAACAACAACAACUAUGCCAACGUGGAGCUGAUUGUGGACAUUUCCAAACGGAUCCCAGUCCAGGCGGUGUGGGCUGGCUGGGGACAUGCCUCGGAAAACCCCAAGUUGCCAGAGCUGCUGCAGAAAAAUGGGAUAGCUUUCCUAGGUCCCCCCAGUGAUGCCAUGUGGGCACUGGGGGAUAAAGUUGCCUCCACCAUCGUGGCUCAGACGGUCCAGAUACCAACGCUGCCAUGGAGUGGGAGUGGUCUGGUGGCCCAGUGGUCUGAGGAGGACCAGAAGGGCCAGCAGAUGAUCAGCAUUCCCCUUGAGACGUAUGGGCAGGGCUGCGUGAAGGAUGUGGAAGAAGGCCUGGAGGUGGCCAAGAGGAUCGGGUACCCGCUGAUGAUCAAGGCAGCAGAAGGUGGUGGGGGCAAAGGCAUCCGCAAAGUGGAGGCAGCAGAGGAGUUUGGAGCCUGCUUCCGACAGGUGCAGGCAGAGGCACCUGGGUCCCCCAUCUUCCUGAUGAAGCUGGCCCAGCAUGCACGGCACCUGGAGGUGCAGGUGCUGGCUGAUGAGUAUGGCAAUGCCAUCUCCCUCUUUGGCCGUGACUGUUCCAUCCAGCGCCGGCACCAGAAGAUCAUCGAGGAGGCACCCAUCACCAUUGCUGCUCCUGCUGUCAUCGAGGUGAUGGAGAAGUGCGCGGUACGCCUGGCGCAGAUGGUGGGCUACGUGAGCACGGGCACUGUCGAGUACCUCUACAGUGAAGAUGGGAGCUUCCACUUCCUCGAGCUGAACCCACGCCUGCAGGUCGAGCACCCUUGCACGGAGAUGAUCGCAGAUGUGAACCUCCCUGCUGCCCAGCUCCAGAUUGCGAUGGGCAUCCCCUUGCACAGGAUAAAAGACAUCCGAAUGCUGUAUGGGGAGAGCCCAUGGGGCGAUACUCCCAUCUGCUUCAACAGCCCUGCCAACCCCCCUGUGCCCAGGGGCCACGUCAUUGCUGCACGCAUCACCAGUGAGAACCCUGAGGAGGGUUUCAAGCCCAGCUCAGGGACGGUGCAGGAACUGAAUUUCCGCAGCAGCAAGAAUGUCUGGGGGUACUUCAGUGUGGCAGCUGCUGGGGGGCUGCACGAAUUUGCUGAUUCCCAGUUUGGGCACUGCUUCUCGUGGGGAGAGAACAGAGAGGAGGCCAUCUCGAAUAUGGUGGUGGCCCUAAAAGAGCUCUCCAUCCGUGGGGAUUUCCGGACCACGGUGGAAUAUCUGAUAAAGCUUUUGGAGACGGAGAGCUUCCAGAGCAAUGAGAUCGACACCGGCUGGCUGGACCAUCUGAUUGCUGAGAAAGUGCAGGCAGAGAAGCCGGACACGAUGCUGGGUGUUGUCUGUGGUGCUCUGAACGUCGCAGAUGCUGCCUUCAGGACGUGCAUGACUGACUUCCUACACUCACUGGAGAGGGGCCAGGUGCUGCCAGCAGCCUCCUUGCUGAACAUUAUUGAUGUGGAGCUCAUCUACGAGGGCACAAAAUACAUUCUUCAGGUUGCCCGGCAGUCCUUGACCACGUAUGUCAUCAUCAUGAACCACACUCACAUCGAGAUAGACGUGCACCGGCUGACCGACGGCGGGCUGCUGCUCUCCUACGAUGGCAACAGCUACACCACCUACAUGAAGGAGGAGAUCGACAGGUACCGGAUCACGAUUGGCAACAAAACGUGUGACUUUGAAAAGGAGAAGGACCCGACGGUGCUGCGCUCCCCAUCUGCGGGGAAGCUGCUGCAGUACACAGUGGAUGAUGGAGGCCACGUUGCUGAGGGGAGUGUUUUUGCAGAGAUCGAGGUGAUGAAGAUCAUCAUGACGCUGACGGUGGAGGAGGCGGGCAGGGUGCACUACGUGAAGCGGCCGGGUGCGCUGCUGGAGGCAGGCUGUGUCAUUGCACAGCUCGAGCUGGAUGACCCCACCAAAGUGAAGCCUGCACAGCCAUUCACAGGGGGGCUCCCAGCACAGCAGACCCUCCCCAUUACUGGUGAGAAGCAGCACCAGGUUCUCCGCAAUGUGCUGGACAACCUCACCAAUGUCAUGAAUGGGUACUGCCUGCCCGAACCCUAUUUCAGCUCCAAGGUGAAGGAAUGGGUGGCGCAGCUGAUGAAGACCCUGCGGGACCCCUCCCUGCCCCUCCUGGAGCUGCAGGAAAUCAUGACGAGCAUUUCAGGAAGAAUCCCUCUCUCGGUGGAGAAGUCAAUCCGCAAAGUGAUGGCUCAGUAUGCCAGCAACAUCACCUCCGUGCUCUGCCGCUUCCCCAGCCAGCAGAUAGCCAAUGUGCUGGACACCCACGCAGCCACACUGCAGAGGAAGGCUGAGAGGGAGGUGUUCUUCAUGAACACGCAGAGUGUGGUGCAGCUGGUGCAGAGGUACCGUAGUGGCAUCCGUGGCUACAUGAAGGCGGUGGUGCUGGACCUGCUGAGACGCUACCUGCAAGUGGAGAUGCAGUUCCAGCAAGCUCACUAUGACAAGUGUGUCAUCAGUCUGCGGGAGCAGUACAAACCCGACAUGACCCCAGUGCUGGAGAGCAUCUUUUCCCAUGCCCAGGUGGCAAAGAAGAACCUGCUGGUGACCAUGUUAAUCGACCAGCUGUGCGGCCGGGAACCCACGCUGACAGAUGAGCUGACAGCCAUCCUGAACGAGCUGACGCAGCUCAGUAAGACAGAACACUCCAAAGUGGCACUGAGAGCCCGGCAGGUUCUCAUUGCCUCUCACCUGCCCUCCUAUGAGCUGCGGCACAACCAGGUGGAGUCCAUAUUCCUCUCUGCUAUCGACAUGUAUGGACACGAGUUCUGCCCUGAAAACCUGAAGAAACUGAUCCUGUCAGAAACCACCAUCUUCGACGUGCUUCCGUUCUUCUUCUACCAUGACAACCAGGUUGUGCGCAUGGCAGCGCUGGAGGUGUACGUGAGACGUGGGUAUAUUGCCUAUGAGCUGAACAGCCUGCAGCAUCGGCAGCUCUCGGACGGCACCUGCCUGGUGGAGUUCCAGUUCAUGCUGCCCUUCUCCCACCCAAAUAGCCACCUCUCUACCCCACGCAGGAUGUCUGUCCCCAUCAGCAUCUCCAACCCCGACUUGGCUCGGCACAGCACUGAGCUCUUCAUGGACAGUGGCUUUUCCCCCCUGAGCCAACGGAUGGGAGCCAUGGUGGCCUUCAACAAAUUUGAGGACUUCACGAGGAACUUUGAUGAAGUGAUCUCCUGCUUUGCUGAGCCACCUUUGGAGAGCUCCCUCUUCAGCGAGGCACGAGCCACCAUCUAUGGGGAGGAGGACGCCAAGAACGUCCGUGAGGAACCAAUCCACAUCCUCAACAUCGCGCUCCGCCGGGCGGACCAUGCCGAGGAUGAGAAGCUGGUGCCCAUCUUCAGAGCCUUUGCCCAGUCCAAGAAAAACAUCCUCGUUGACUGCGGGCUCCGAAGAAUCACGUUUCUCAUUGCCCAGCAGAGAGAAUUCCCAAAGUUUUUCACGUUCAGAGCCAGGGAUGAGUUUGCAGAGGACCGCAUCUACCGGCACCUGGAGCCGGCGCUGGCCUUCCAGCUGGAGCUGAGCCGCAUGCGCAACUUUGACCUCACAGCCAUCCCCUGUGCCAACCACAAGAUGCACCUCUACCUCGGGGCAGCCAAGGUGCAGGCGGGCACCGAGGCCACCGACUAUCGCUUCUUCAUCCGUGCCAUUGUGCGGCACUCAGACCUCAUCACCAAGGAGGCCUCCUUUGAGUACCUGCAGAACGAGGGUGAGCGCCUGCUCCUGGAGGCGAUGGAUGAGCUGGAGGUGGCCUUCAACAACACCAGCGUUCGCACCGACUGCAACCACAUCUUCCUCAACUUUGUCCCCACCGUUGUCAUGGACCCCUCCAAGAUCGAGGAGUCGGUACGGGCCAUGGUGAUGCGCUACGGCAGCCGCCUCUGGAAGCUGCGGGUCCUGCAGGCCGAGGUGAAGAUCAACAUCCGUCUGACGCCCACCGCCACGGCCAUCCCCAUCCGCCUCUCCCUGACCAACGAGUCUGGCUACUACCUGGACAUCAGCCUCUACAAGGAAGUGAGGGACCCCAGCACCGGCAACAUCAUGUUCCAGUCGUAUGGGGACAAGCAAGGGGCGCAGCAUGGCAUGCUCAUCAAUACCCCCUAUGUCACCAAGGACCUGCUCCAGGCCAAGCGCUUCCAGGCACAGUCCUUGGGCACCACCUACGUGUAUGACUUCCCGGAGAUGAUCAGGCAGGCUCUCUUCAAGCUGUGGGGCUCCUCAGAGCUGCAUCCCAAGGAUGUCCUGACAUACACAGAGCUGGUGCUGGACUCGCAGGGACAGCUGGUGCAGAUGAACAGGCUCCCUGGAGGGAAUGAGGUGGGGAUGGUUGCCUUCAAAAUGAAGCUGAAGACCCCUGAGUACCCAAAGGGCCGGGACAUCAUGCUCAUCUGCAACGACAUCACACACAUGAUUGGCUCCUUUGGGCCAGAGGAGGACCUGGUGUUCCUGCGAGCCUCGGAGCUGGCACGGGCUGAAGGCAUCCCACGUGUCUACAUUGCUGCCAACAGCGGUGCGCGUAUCGGCUUUGCAGAUGAGAUAAAGCACAUGUUCCAGGUGGCCUGGGUGGACCCUGAGGACCCCUACAAGGGGUUCAAGUACCUGUACCUGACCCCCCAGGACUACACGAGGAUCAGUGCCAUGAACUCCGUGCACUGUGAGCACGUGGAGGAAGGGGGUGAGUCCAGGUACGUCCUAUUGGACAUCAUUGGGAAGGAUCAUGGUUUUGGGGUGGAAAACCUGCGAGCUGCUGGCACCAUCGCUGGAGAGUCCAGUCGUGCUUAUGAUGAAAUAGUGACCAUCAGCAUGGUGACGUGUCGUGCCAUUGGGAUCGGUGCGUACCUGGUGAGGCUGGGCCAGCGUGUCAUCCAGGUGGAGAACUCCCACAUCAUCCUCACUGGGGUCACAGCUCUCAAUAAGGUGUUGGGGCGUGAAGUUUACACAUCCAAUAACCAGCUGGGAGGUGUGCAGGUCAUGCACAACAAUGGUAUUUCCCACAUCACUGUCCCAGAUGACUUUGAAGGAGUCUACACCAUCCUGCAGUGGCUCUCCUACAUGCCCAAGGAUAACCGGAGCCCGGUGCCUGUCAUUGCCAUAAGUGACCCCAUCGAAAGAGAGAUCGAUUUUGUCCCUUCCAAAGUCCCCUAUGACCCACGGUGGAUGCUGGCAGGGAGACCCCAUCCAACUCUCAAGGGGACGUGGCAGAGUGGUUUCUUUGACCAGGGAAGCUUCCUGGAGAUCAUGAAGCCGUGGGCUCAGACGGUUGUGGUUGGCAGAGCGAGGUUGGGAGGUCUCCCUGUGGGCGUCAUUGCUGUCGAGACCCGCACUGUGGAGGUGACAAUACCUGCAGACCCUGCCAACCCUGACUCGGAGGCGAAGAUAAUCCAGCAGGCAGGACAGGUCUGGUUUCCAGACUCUGCUUUCAAAACAGCCCAGGCCAUUCGGGACUUCAACCGUGAGCACCUCCCACUGAUGAUCUUUGCCAACUGGAGGGGUUUCUCCAGCGGCAUGAAAGACAUGUAUGACCAAAUGCUGAAGUUCGGUGCCUUCAUCGUCGAUAGCCUGCGGGAUUUUAAGCAGCCCGUCCUGGUGUACAUCCCGCCCCACGCCGAGCUGCGGGGAGGCUCCUGGGUGGUCAUGGACCCCACCAUCAACCCCCUGUAUGUGGAGCUCUACGCGGACAAGGAGAGCAGAUCGGUCCCUGCUUUACCAAACUUUCCUCCCAGGGGCGGCAUUCUGGAGCCCGGGGGAACAGUGGAGAUCAAGUUCAGGAAGAAAGAUUUGGUGAAGACCAUGAGAAGGAUCGAUAAGGUUUAUGCCAAGCUUGUGGAGCAGCUGGGGACACCUGAACUGUCUGAGGGGCAGCGCAAGGAGCUGGAGAAGCAGCUCAAGGCCCGGGAGGAGCUCCUGCUGCCCAUAUAUUACCAGGUGGCCGUGCACUUUGCUGACCUACACGAUACCCCCGGCCGCAUGCAGGAGAAAGGCGUCAUCACGGACAUCCUGGAGUGGAAGAACGCCCGCUCAUUCCUCUACUGGCGGCUGCGACGGCUGCUGCUGGAAGAGGUGGUGAAGCUGGAGAUCCUGAAAGCCAACAGCGAGCUGAGCCACAUCCACAUCCAGUCCAUGCUGAGGCGUUGGUUUAUGGAGACAGAAGGAGCUGAGAAAGGAUACCUCUGGGACAACAACCAGGUGGUGGUGGAGUGGCUGGAGAAACACAUGCAGGAGGAUGAUGGCAGCAAGUCAGCCAUCCGGGAGAACAUCAAGUACCUGAAAAGGGACUACGUGCUCAAGCGCAUCCGGAGCCUGGUCCAAGCUAACCCCGAGGUGGCCAUGGACUGCAUCAUCCAGAUGGCUCAGCACAUCACCCGCGCGCAGAAGGCUCAGGUUGCCCAUCUCCUGUCGACGGUGGACAGUGAGAGCCCAUCCUGAGCCAGCAGGAGGAGCAGUGGUUCCUCUUCCCUCCAGCUGAAGCCUUGAGCUCUCCCUUUGUGCCUAAAUAAAGGAUGCCAGUGUCUGUACCUUAAGCUAUGAAGACGCUCUCUCCAUCUGGUGCUGGGUUUGGCAGAGAUAAACUUGCUCCGAGCCAAAGCUGGAGGCUGGACCUGGUGCGGAAGCUGAUGUUUAAAAGAAUUGAACAACUUCUACUGUGUUUUAGUUGCAAGCCCUGGCCUUAAUCUUUUAAACAAGCACCAGGGUCAGACGCUCUGCACAAGACUAGCUGGAGCUGGACAAAGGGAGAGGUCUCCGUAUGGCUGUGUUGGGACUGACCAUGCACUGGCACAAGGAAAUGUAAAUACUGCUGAGGAAGGAUCAGCCUCAAACCGAUGCUUUAAAACAAACUCAGGAACUGCAAGGAGCCAUUUGUCCCCAUCCUUCCCUGCGCUGGGGAGUGAUGUGUAGAUGUGACCACAAAAAGCUGGUGGCCAGAAAAGACAUCCCAAGCUGUUCUGGGACUGGCUGCAGUGGGGGGUAUCAGUGGGAUAUCAGCUGACUGUGUGCUUUGCAGUGCCUCUGACUGUGUAACUCCAUUGCAGGAGCAUCACACUGGGCUUAGCUUUGGCUCCGUGUGGGGAGCAGAGUGGCAGUGCAAGGGGGGACAGCUGCACUGAGGGCAGCACUGGGGCUGAUGUGAUGGGGUGGUGUUGGCACUUUCUUGGUCGUGUCUAUGCUGAGGGCUGCAGGGGGGAAGGUUUCCUGCCCAGGGAGGUCCCCUCAACCUCAAAGCGAGGAUGAAAAAGGCACGAGGAGAUGCUUUCUGGUUUGAAAGGAGUCACUGCAACUGUCAGGGAUAUGGGAGUGCUGCUGCUCACUGUGCAGGGGGUGGCAGAAACAUUCACCCAAACCAACACCAAUAAAAUGAGCACCGUCCUCAAGGGAAA